Molecule: messenger RNA, 706 nt
Organism: Drosophila busckii
Lineage: Eukaryota; Metazoa; Arthropoda; Insecta; Diptera; Drosophilidae
Product: CG4362
Exons: 3
Coding region: 27-695 (222 amino acids)
Source: RefSeq, a predicted model, not a curated record
CCAGUGAAAGUGAAACUGGUGACAGCAUGAGAUAUCCGCUUGCUCUAACAUGCCUUUUACUGUUAAUGGCAGAAAUUUGGGGUCAUGGCAUGAUGUUGGAUCCUCCUAGUCGUUCCUCGCGCUGGCGCUUUGAUGCGACUGCGCCGCACAAUUGGAACGAUAAUGAACUCUUCUGUGGUGGUUUAUAUACGCAGAUCAGGCAAGGUGGCCGCUGUGGCUUGUGUGGUGACAAUUUUGCGCUGACACCACCACGUCCUAAUGAGAUUGGUGGUCAAUUCGGUGGUGUUGGUAUUAUCAGCCAGUUUUAUGCCACUGCUAAUACUAUAAGUGUAAGAAUUAAGAUUACCACAAACCAUUUAGGGCACUUUGAGUUUCAGCUAUGCAACUUGGAUGCCUUUGGCGCUGAGACCGAGGCAUGCUUCAGUCAGAAUCGUUUGCUCUUUGCCGACGGCAACAACAAAUUGGAAAUUGGCACUUUAACUGGAGAAUUUGAUGUGUUGGUAUUGCUGCCCAAGGGGCUUAUCUGCAAGCAUUGUGUACUGCGUUGGACAUAUGUUGGAGCGAACAACUGGGGCAUAUGCGACAAUGGCAUCGGCGCCUUGGGCUGUGGUCCUCAAGAGACUUUUAAAAACUGCGCUGAUGUUAGCAUUUACAAUGCAGACAAUAUAUGGAGAGAGCCUGGAAGAUCAGCCUAAUGCAGCCAAGA